GAGUCUGUGACCAGAUCAGCCACCGCCGAGGCUGAGGCGCAGGGGCCACCACUCUGUGAAGAGGAGGGAUCGGAGAAGAACCAGGAAGGGAAGCGGCGGCGGCGGCGGCAUCAGGCCGGGUUGGGCUGGCGUCUUCGCGCCGCCUCCUCUUCCUCUUCCUCCUCUCUCCGGGGAGCGGGGGCCAGCGCUGAGGGGCCGACCGCGCACGGCUUCCCCUCUCCCGGCCGGCUCCGCUCCCCUGCCCGCCCCGCGGGGGAGGGCGGAAGAUGCCGGUGAAGAAGAAGAGAAAAUCCUCCGGGGCGGCCGCGGCGGUAGCGGAAGACGGAGGCCUCAAGAAGUGUAAAAUCUCCAGCUAUUGCAGAUCACAAGUCCCUGCUAAACUAAUAAGUGGAGAGGAGCAUUUUUCAAGCAAGAAGUGCCUGGCUUGGUUUUAUGAAUAUGCAGGUCCUGAUGAAGUUGUAGGGCCGGAAGGAAUGGAAAAGUUUUGUGAAGACAUUGGUGUUGAACCUGAAAAUAUUAUUAUGUUAGUUUUAGCCUGGAAAUUGGAGGCUGAAAGCAUGGGAUUUUUUACCAAGGAAGAAUGGUUAAAGGGGAUGACUUCAUUACAGUGUGACUGCACAGAAAAGUUACAGAGCAAAUUUGAUUUUUUGCGCUCACAGUUGAAUGAUAUUUCAUCUUUUAAGAAUAUCUACAGAUAUGCCUUUGAUUUUGCAAGGGAUAAGGACCAGAGAAGCCUUGAUAUUGAUACUGCUAAAUCUAUGUUAGCUCUUUUGCUUGGAAGGACAUGGCCACUGUUUUCAGUAUUCUACCAAUACUUGGAGCAAUCAAAAUACCGAGUUAUGAACAAAGAUCAGUGGUACAAUGUAUUAGAAUUCAGCAGAACUGUCCAUGCAGAUCUUAGUAACUAUGAUGAAGAUGGUGCAUGGCCUGUUCUUCUUGAUGAAUUUGUUGAGUGGCAAAAAGUCCGUCAAGUGUCAUAGCAAGAACUAUACUGAGGAAAAUGCAGACCUUUUGAUGCCCGCCUGUAAACAAACUAAAAUGAGAUGAGGAUAACACCAAGGGGCGCAUUUUCAUUCUUAUGAAAGACUUCUUAUAGUACUUUUUUUUCCUUUUUUUUAAGGAAGUUUUCUUGUUACAUGUGAAAUGGGCAUUGAACCACACCUCUUCUGAGACUGAAAAUUGAAGUUUAUGUUUUGAGUUAUGUUUAUAACUUUUAUUUCAGAACAAUAAAGAUUCAGAUUUGUGACAAAGGC
Messenger RNA from Gracilinanus agilis (Agile Gracile Mouse Opossum), 1253 nucleotides. RefSeq names its product defective in cullin neddylation 1 domain containing 5 (gene DCUN1D5). The transcript is spliced from 8 exons. Gene Ontology annotation, biological process: protein neddylation; positive regulation of ubiquitin-protein transferase activity. Gene Ontology annotation, molecular function: ubiquitin conjugating enzyme binding; cullin family protein binding; ubiquitin-like protein binding. NCBI's taxonomy places the organism in Eukaryota, Metazoa, Chordata, Mammalia, Didelphimorphia, Didelphidae. Bases 267 to 980 code for a protein of 237 amino acids. Gene Ontology annotation, cellular component: ubiquitin ligase complex. The record is from RefSeq and is a predicted model, not a curated record.